AAGAUGUGGUGACACUGCAUUGUAACGAACCUCAGCAACUUGAGCUGUGACUAUUUGGUCAACUCGAUCAAAGUCCUCUCUCUCUCUCUCUCUCUCUGCCCCCACCCCACACCGCCGCUCCCACACACAAAAAUGUCCGAGCAUCCAAUUCACUCCAGUUGGCUUCGAUGGGAUCCCUUCGGUAACUGCCGUUUCCCGAGCCGGCUUUUCGACCAGGAUUUCGGGCUGCCUCCCUUCCCCGAAGAACCCGCGGCGAGGGAAUGGAUGGAGUGGGUGGAGAAACGACUCGGGCCGAGCUGGGCGGGAGGCUUCGCACCCCCCUACCCGGCGGCUAGGGCCCUUUCUGGUCAGUGUCCCCCCACCUUCCCUUACGGGCGGCUCAGUGGGGGGCUGUCCGAAGUCCAGCAGACCUCAGACAGGUGGAGGAUCAGUCUCAACGUUAAGCAUUUCGCUCCAGAGGAGAUCCAGGUGAAAGCGAACGAUGGCUCCGUGGAGAUCUCAGGGAAACAUGAAGAAAGACCAGAUCGACAUGGAUUUAUUUCGCGCAGUUUUAUCAGAAAAUAUAAGCUCCCUUCGGAAGCAGACCUGUUGGCAGUGAACUCAUUCUUGACGUCCGAUGGAAUCCUUACCAUCGAGGCUCCUCUCCCCAAGCCGACUCUCAAGGCUCCUGUGGAGUUUGUCAUCCCCGUUCAGACAGAGGUGAAGCCCGCGGCUGAGAAGGACCAGGAGGACAAGAGGGAAGUGAGGCAAGAGAAGGAAGUGGGGCAGGAACAGGUCAGAGAGGAAGAGGUAGCCACAGAGAAACCAGAGCAGGAAAAGACCCCAGGCUCGGUCUGAGCGCCACUGACCGAAUUCAGGGCAAGAGUCUCCGCCGAUUUGUCUUGUGUGAAGUAAGAGAUGCUUUAGCGAAGUUAACGCAUGAUCAAACCAUAUCCCGUGCUUAAUGUACCGGAGACUGUAAACGAGAGCAAUGUGUAUCUUGCUACGAUAGAAUAAAGCAAUUCCGACCAAA
Molecule: messenger RNA, 1012 nt
Organism: Callorhinchus milii (elephant shark)
Lineage: Eukaryota; Metazoa; Chordata; Chondrichthyes; Chimaeriformes; Callorhinchidae
Product: heat shock protein beta-1
Exons: 3
Coding region: 133-837 (234 amino acids)
Biological process (GO): protein refolding; response to heat
Molecular function (GO): protein folding chaperone
Source: RefSeq, a predicted model, not a curated record